AUGACAGGAGUAAAUAAUAAGAAUAAGGAAGAUAAUCCAUCUUGGUUUAAACUAGGAGAUGAUAUUCAGUUUGUAUAUGAUAAACAACAACAACAGCAACUGCAACAACAGCAAACCCCGUCACCGUCAAAUCCACCAACCACAACCAAUCAACAGCAACAACAAGCACCAUCAAUAGUACACACUUCAACUAACGGUUCAAAGAAGAAGAAAAAGAAGAACAAGAGAAAGAACAAAUUAUCUCCAGUAGAAGCUCAUUUGAAUAAUCCUGAAGAUGAUUAUCCAACCUCUCGUGUAAUAAAACAAGCACCAAAUGGUGAUGUAAUAGUGGAGAGUCUAGAUACAGAUGAAACAAGUGGACUGCAUAAUCAUCACCAUCAGCAUCAACACAACCACAACCACCUCCAUCCGCAUCCUCCUACACAUUCUAAAUAUCAUUCACCGACUAUUCAGAGACCUACUCACCACCCAGAAAGUAAUUUAUGGGAUAGUGCAUCUAUUGAAGAACAAGAAAGAUUAAAAGAAUUUUGGGAAUCUUUAGAUGUUGACGACUUUGAACUAAAUCAAUUUUAA
Messenger RNA from Hemisphaericaspora subhashii, 573 nucleotides. RefSeq names its product NST1. The transcript has a single exon. The coding region runs from base 1 to 573 and encodes 190 amino acids. The record is from RefSeq and is a predicted model, not a curated record. Lineage: Eukaryota; Fungi; Ascomycota; Pichiomycetes; Serinales; Debaryomycetaceae.